AAAAAAGAGAUUAAAGAUAUGAUAAUACAUGAGGAUUUAUUUGGCUAAGCAUUAUGUGACACUCCUUCAUUCUUUUUCAAAAAAUAUAUAUAAACUAUUCUUUUACCAAAAAUAUAUAUAUGAACACAAUCUUUGUGUUGUCUAACCUUUUAAAGAAUUUCAAAUAAUUUAUGACUCCGAUAAAUUAGGUGAAAUGGAGAUUAGGAGUGACCCUUUUGAUGUUGUUCUUCUACAUCUAUGAUUAUUAGGUGAAAUUUUAGUUUUUAGUAUCAACUUAACAAUUUAAUGGAACCUCCUCAGGAUUUUUGGUCAUCAUUAUGGAGCUUGUUAUGCUUUCUACCAUAUUUCAUCUGCCUUUUUAUUCUAGGCAAUAUUAAAGGUAUCAUUUUCUGUCCAUUAGUAUGCUUAAUAAUGACAAUUGGAAAUUCAGCUAUCAUACUUGGUCUUUGGUGCAUACAUACUAUUUGGACAUAUUACUGUGUUCUAAGAUGUAAACAAUUAGGACCAUUAUUGAAGCUUGUGAUAUGCACAAUUCUACUACCAGUGUUGUUGAUUUUAUGGCCAGUUAUUGGAAUUAUUGGAAGUAUUUUAGGUGGAAUAGCUUAUGGAUUUCUUUCACCAUUAUUUGCUACUUUUCAAGCUAUUGAUGAAGGAAAAGAUAACAAAAUUCUCCACUGUUUUAUUGAUGGAACAUGGAGCAGUAUUUUGAAAAGCUUUGAUAUUGUGAAGGAUGUAAGAGAUGCAUGCUUCCAUACUUAUUUCUCUGUUAUGGAUGACCUACGACAAGAAGGACCACCGAUCGGAAAAUAUUAUGAGAUCAGGCCACAUUAUCUUCCUGGUGCUAUUGUAGCUGCAAUUCUCGGAAUCAUAGUUGAUGUACCGGUUAUAUCAUUGGUUGCUAUAUGUAAAGUUCCAUACAUGCUUUUCAAAGGGUGGAACCGUUUGUUUCGUGACCUCAUCGGUCGUGAAGGUCCUUUCUUGGAGACAAUAUGUAUGCCUUUUGCAGGUCUAGCUAUCCUUCUAUGGCCAUUGGCUGUUAUUGUCGCGUUUCUGGCAUCUGUGAUAGCAAGUAUCUUUCUCGGUGCUCGCGCUGGACUUAUUGCCUAUCAGGAGUCGUCUUUCUUGUUUGGUCUUCGGUACAUUUUUGCAACUUUGUCUCUUUACGACGAAUAUAGUAAUGAUGUUCUUGACAUGCCAGAAGGAUCAUGCUUCCCAAGGCCUAAAUAUCGACGAAAAAAGAUUGAAAUAUCACAAACAACUUCAAAUUCAAAUUCCAUCUCAAGAACUACGACCUUAACAAAGACUAUUUCGCGUACAAUUUCUCUAACUAAUAACAUAGCCGAGUUAAAACCAUUUGAGCUAUUGGAUGGAUUAUGCAAGGAAUGUCUUCAAGUAGGAGAAACAUUGGUUACUCAAGGAUUAAUAACACAUGAUGACAUUCAAGAAGCCAUGUUUGGUAAAGAAAGUAAAGUUAUUAGUAUUGGUUUGCCAGCUUAUUGUCUACUUCAGGCCCUUUUGCGCUCUAUUAAAGCCGAUUCCCCCGGUAUAUUGAUAACUGAUGAUACUGAACUAACUACAACAAACAGACCAAAGGAGAAGUUUUUUGAAUGGUUUCUUAAUCCACUUUUGAUCAUUAAGGAUCAAAUCAAAGCUGAAAAUCUUUCUGUACCAGAAGAGGACUACCUCUGCAAAUUAGUUCUCUUCAAUUGUGAUUCUGAUAGGGUAAAAAAUUUAACUUUUGGUCCUCCUCCGGAAUCCGACCGCAAGCUCGCUGAACUCGAUGCAUUGGCUAGAAGGCUUCAAGGUAUCACGAAAUUUAUCACAAGGUUUCCGACAUACAAAAGGCGAUUUGAUGUUCUUGUGAACACAUUAUCUGAAGAGCUUGCUGAUAAACAUGGAACUUCAACAAUAAUCAGAUCAAAGAGUGCUUUUCCUCGUAUUUUUAGUUUGAAAUCCUUCAAAGUUAACAAAAGUAGUGGUUCUUUUGAUGAAGAAUCUGAAUAUGGAAGAGAUUCAGAAACUUCAUUAUAGUAAUAGUAAAUAGUAAUAUCAUUAUGAAAGAUAAUGUAUCAUAUAUAUGCCUUGUUAAUAGUCUAUAUAUAACACCACAUAGUGUGGCGGCUGACAAUAAGAAAAAAGAACAGAAAAUCAAUUACACUGAUAAAUGGUGUGGAGUUGAUCUUGGCAAAUUUUUUGGUGAUGCAUUCACAAUACCAA
Molecule: messenger RNA, 2217 nt
Organism: Trifolium pratense (red clover)
Lineage: Eukaryota; Viridiplantae; Streptophyta; Magnoliopsida; Fabales; Fabaceae
Exons: 10
Coding region: 286-2031 (581 amino acids)
Source: RefSeq, a predicted model, not a curated record